Molecule: messenger RNA, 5795 nt
Organism: Rana temporaria (common frog)
Lineage: Eukaryota; Metazoa; Chordata; Amphibia; Anura; Ranidae
Gene: B4GALNT3
Product: beta-1,4-N-acetyl-galactosaminyltransferase 3
Exons: 20
Coding region: 508-4425 (1305 amino acids)
Cellular component (GO): Golgi cisterna membrane
Molecular function (GO): acetylgalactosaminyltransferase activity
Source: RefSeq, a predicted model, not a curated record
AAGAGCCAGGGAGGGGCCACAACUAUGAGAGAGUCACCCCUCCCUAGGAGCAAAGUGCCUGAGCCCCAGGGGGCUGAAAAGGCGAGAAGAGAAUGGAAGUAGGAGGAGAAAAGGACAGGCGAGUGACAGCAAGACGAGAGUGACAGAGGACGGGUGCUAUAAACAAGGGCUGAGUCUCACAGGUGGGGGCGUACAGGUGACACCAGGAAGAAACACUGCAGAAGAGCACAAAGCUGUCUGUCUCUUUUACCUUUCAACUUGCAUUUAAAAUUAACCAGUAUUUCAUAACCUCUCAGCCAAGCAUCCUGAAAACCGACACUAACCGAACGCCCUCCGCCUUUACUGCAAGGUAACAGGACACCUGCCUGUGGGGACACGGCCACUUUCACCAUAGUAGUACCUGUUGCACACAUUCCAGAGAGGCUGGUUUGAGAUCCACGCUGGUCAUGGUGGGACACAGGCGAUGACCUCUGCUUUGAUGCAGUGGUGUGCCAGAAAAGGAGCACCAUGCUGUACAGACGGGCGCAAGGCAAGCGGGCACCCAAUGUAUGGGUGCGCCCGCUCCCAGUAAGGAUGCUACAGAAGCAUUUUUGGCUGCUGCUGCUGCUUUCCAUCCUCCUCCUGGGACUAUGGACGGUUUACCUGCAGCUGGCAACCUACCCGGAUGGGAACCCAGUAAAUCGCAGAUACAACAGUUGGAGCGAAUUGGGCAAAGCAUUGGCACACAAUAAUAUCCCACCGGUGGAUCCAAAUUUGGAGUUCUACAAACCUGAACAGCGGCAGCGCUCGAUGCGUGAAAAGGCUUCCUGGAACCUGUCUGUUCCCUGGAGAUCAGAGUUUUCUGGUCAGGUGAAUCUCCAUGUGUUCGAGGAUUGGUGUGGAAGCAGCGUCAAUCAACUACGCCGCAACGUACACUUCCCCCUGUACCCCCACAUUCGUACUACAAUCAACAAGCUUGCUGUCACUCCGCAAUGGACCAACUACGGGCUGCGCAUGUUUGGAUACCUGCACCCUGCUAUAGCCGGAAAUUUCCAAUUUGCCGUGUCUUCAGAUGACAACUCAGAGUUCUGGCUGAGUGAGGACCAUUCGGUGGGAAACCUGCAGCUGCUGUGUAGAGUGGGCCCGUCAGGAAAAGAGUGGACAGCUCCGGGAGAGUUUGGAAAAUAUCAGGAUCAGGUCUCCAAGCCUGUCAGGCUGUCAUCUUCUAGGCGGUAUUACUUUGAACUUUUACACAAGCAAGAUGACUCUGGCACAGACCACGUGGAACUAGCGUGGCGUCAAGCAGUUCCUGGAUCCCACUUUACACUAAUAGAAUCAAAAUUCCUGUCCCUUUUCUCAAAUGAAUCUAACCUUCCCUUGGGGGACACAUCCCAGACCCCAGUGAGCAUAGCGAGUCACCACAGCCAGAGCUCUGACCAACACCCAGCGGAUGUACUGAAACCCGACCCAAGAGACACAUUCUACAAAGUCCCACUUCUGCCUCUGCAACAGCUGCACAGUGUUCUGCCCAGCUGUGUGUAUAGACCCAGCUACCUGGUAGAAGGUUACCCCCUGCAACGAUACCAGGGUCUGCAAUUUGUUCGUCUAAGUUAUGUUUUCCCCAAUGACUACACCCGGUUAAGUCACAUGGAAAAGGAAAAUGAGUGCAUGUACCAGGAGAACACGAGAUAUUCCAGCAGAUUGAAAUAUAACAAAUAUAUGAAGGUCGAACAUCCAAAAUCCAGAUCAUCAAUCGAAAAUCAUCCUGGUUGGUCAGAUGAUUAUAACCCAUCUGAUUUCCAGUAUGUGGACACAGAUUAUCAGAUGGUGGACAAAGGCAAUCAGGAAGACAGGCAGGAGCCGAACGAAGAUGAAAUAAUUAAACAGAGGAAGCUUUUCCUUGUUGCAGAGACUGAGGGAGAAGGACGGCUAAAGCCCCUGAUAUCUGAAAAUCUACAAGACAAAGCACUUUCUUUCUCCAACAACUUAAACACAGCUAAACAAAAUAAUUCAGGCUUGGUUUUCUCAAAUCAUGAUUCUAGUCAGCUACCCAAACUAGAGAGGCAGAGCCAAAAGAUCCUGACUCCUUAUGAUGCAAAACCCCGUAGGCUUAAACGCAGAGAUCUUGCCAAAGUAAAACAUGACUACAACCGGCGUGAAAACAUUUCAGAUGUACAGGAGAGAAACUGGAAAAAGUGGAACAAAAAAACACAGAAAGAAGCAAUAGAGUCAUUAAAUAAUGGCCUGAAAAUCAUACCACACCCUCUAAGACAAAGGAUGACAUCUAUCUUGGAUGCUCCCCUAUUAAACAAAAUAACCUUGGCUAACAAGGAGGGUUACCAAAUGGUUCCACAAAACAGUAGCAAGGGAAACCUUAAGAAGGAAGAAUCUCAAAGAAAAAACAGUAGGCAGUAUACAAAUGUUGAUGACCAAGAACCUAAAGUGGGUAUGGCAAACAAACAAGGUUCUAGGCAGGAAGAUAAUUUAAUUCAAGAGACAAGACAAAUAGAAAUUUUUAACAGGCGGAAGGAGCAAGUCAAAGCUAAACUUACUGGGAACCAGAGCACUGAACCCAAGCUUAUUGUAAACGUUGAUGAUGAUAAUAAGAUUCCAGAGUCUGAGAUCUAUCAGGGGAAGCUGCAUGACUCUGGAAAGGAUGUGAGUAGAAAGCAAAGACCUGAAUUUGAUCAGGAGAAAUUGGAAUGGCAUAGAAGACCCGAGACGGCUCAUUCUAAUGGGCAACUAAAGCAAGAAUCUCAAAAUGAACAUUUUAAUAGAAAUAAAACACAAGAGUUUCAAGAUAUUAAAAGUAGAAGGCAAGACCUCCUAGUAGUCAAGAGAAGACAUCAUGUUUUAACCACAGUUAGCAAGCAGGGAAUUGAAAGUCACAGAAAGCGACAAGGAGCUCCUUUGGUAGCUAAUGCUAAGGAGCUGGGCCUUGAACAUAGAAACGUAAAAAGCCAAAACAAUGAAGCAGUUGUGGAUAAGAACCAAGGGGGAGAACAAGAUGGGGAGCUCGGUGAGCCAGUUCUUGGUGGCUUUAAUAAAGAAAAGUACAAAAAGCCAAAAGAACACAGAAUAGCUGCAGAUUUUGGUGACAGAAAACAAAGUUCAGAAUUGAAUAAUGGUGGCCAAAAACAAAAUGACGGUGAAAAGCAAGAUCCCUUAUGGAAAACAAAUAAUAGACUGCUACUUCCUGUUCCAAAUCUGGGGAGACCCACUGAAGGAAAUCAGGACCCCAACAAUCAAAACCCACAGGAGGAAGAAGGAGAAGCCGAAUACCAGGAAAAUAAUGAAGAAGAUGAAGACGAUGACCAAGAGCUUGAGUACCCCUUUGUGUUUGAACAGCCUGUUUUCUGGAACCAGACUUUCCAUGUGGGUCAAACAGACUUUCAGGUGGUGAGGUCAGAAUACAUUGACCUUCAGUGCAACACUUCAGGAAACCUACAGCUGAAAGAGAACGAAGCUCUAAGCAUAGUUGGGGCUUUCAUGAAACGGCUGAACCAGUGGCAUCGAGGAAUGUACAAACUACAGCGAAUUAUCAACAUUGAAAAACGUUUAGACUACGUUAAAGGGAGCCGCUAUUUCCUAGAACUUGAACUCUCUGAUAGAUCUAACCGUGUCCUAAGAUUUUCUCAGUAUGUGUUCGCUCCAAAUUGGACUGGGCUGACCCAAGAAGAGCGGGAACAAGAAAGAAAAAUGAGGAAUAUGAUGUGGGGGCCACGUCGGAGACUGAUGGCAAGCGAGAAGCUGCCAGAACUGUGCUGGCCGACAGGCCUGGCCUGGAACCCCCGAGCUAUGGUGUACGUUAUAGUACCAGUAAAGAAUCAGGCUCGAUGGGUCCAGAAGUUUAUAGAUGACAUGGAAGCCAUACAUCGCACCACAAUGGAUCCUUACUUCAACGUUAUUAUUGUGGACUUCAGCAGCACUGACUUGGAUGUAGAGGCAGCUCUAAAACAGUCCCAUCUUCCCAGUUACCAGUACGUGAGAUUGGAAGGGAAUUUUGAGCGUUCCUUGGGGCUUCAAGCUGGAGCUGAUUUGGUAAAAAAUCCACACAGCAUCCUCUUCCUGUGUGACCUUCACAUGCAUUUUCCUCCAUCCAUCAUCCACUUAAUACGCACACACACCAUCGAAAGCAAAAUGGUGUACGCUCCCAUGAUCAUGAGACUGAACUGUGGUGCAACUCCAACCUGGCCUGAAGGUUUUUGGGAGGUAAAUGGUUUUGGACUGCUGGGAAUAUACAAGUCGGACCUAGAACGUAUUGGAGGGAUGAACACAGAAGAAUUUCGGGAGCGAUGGGGAGGAGAAGACUGGGAGCUCCUGGACCGGAUACUACAAGCCGGGUUGGAAGUGGAACGUUUGGCAAUUCGAAACUUUUACCACCAUUUCCAUUCCAAGCGCGGCAUGUGGAACAGUCGACAGUCCAGAUAUGUUCGACGUUUCUAAAAAUAUUGCACUGAGAGCAAUUGGCUCUAGGGGUAAUUCUCAGAAGAAUCUCCUGUAUAGGAGAACUUUCUUACAGCAUCAGGAAGCCGCUCCAUGUCCGUGGUGGAGUGUGGUGAUUGGAAUUGUCCCAUUAGCAUGGGACAAUGUCAAGACUCAUUUACCAAAAUGUCUAUUUAUUUGCACUAGCGGUUCCCCCAUCCUGUCUUAGGGGAGGCCACAAAAAUGUGGAUUUCGAUAUAGUUUUUUUAAUCAGGGCUCUUCAGCAUGAUUGAAGAAAUCUGUUGUAAACUGGAGGCUGCCAUCACUGUGUUAUCCUUUGAAAAUUGAUAGUUGCUUUGCUGUCAUGCCGGCCCUCUGUGUUCUGCCUCUGUCGCUUCUCAAGGAACAAUCCCUGUGAAGUAAAAGGUAUAUACUUGCCUGUGGGGAGGUGCACACAGAGUCCGGUUUCAGAAACAGAACUGUAUUAAAGCGAAAGCACAACAAAGCACAACUACCUGGUGGGCGGACAAUCCUAAACGGGCGCACUUACAGAAUGCUGCAGCAAAAAAUGUAUCAGUAGGUCUCAGGUGCACCAACAGCGUCUGUCCCGAGGUUUGGAAUGCGGUCUGGCCAAUCUGGACCCAAACAGAGCGUGUCCCUGCUCUUUCCCUACUUGUCUGGAACCUCUCCCUACUACUAAUGCUGUCCGGGACAGAUGGGUGACCUGUCCCUACACUACACUCUCACGAAAUGUAUGCCAAGCAUGGGAGCCAGGGUCCUAAAUAAACUCUACUUGACCUAGAGUCACAUGGGGCGGCAGCAUCCAAUGGGAUAGCUGACCCCGUGACCCAGGAAACCAUUGAGGAACCAUGUUCCUCUUGACUUGCUCUCCCUCUGCAAUGCCACUGGGGUUGAGCACCCCCUUCAGUGGAGAAAGUAGACAGCACCAGCCUACAUGCCUCUGUUGCUGCCCACACUGCCUAAUACUUAUCUGAUGAGUAAGAAUUAACUUCCAAAGUUUGUUCAGAAACCAACACUUCCAAGAGUGUCAGUUAUCUGAUCCCUGCACUCUGCUAGUGAUUCCUUCCACCAACCCUAGACCUGACACAGUAGCUGCAUGGGCAGGGGCAGGCUGGGGCAGGGGGCAGAGUGGAGAUUUCCCCCCAGGCCACUUUAAUUCUCUGUAAAAGGGCCGCCGUGCGGCCCGCUCAGAACUGCGCAUGUGCAGUUCACGAAACUGGCUGAGUGCUACUGAUCGAGCGGCUCCCACAAGGGGGUUUAACAGGGCUGGAUUUGCGGCUGAAUUGCAGUGAAAGAAUGCAGUGAUCCCUCCAUCCCACGCUGCAGCUGUGAUCCAGCGAUGUGUCCUGUGACAGGGAUGUUAGCUGCAC